AUUCACAACAGCUGCGGCUCAACUAGUUUGGACGAGGCGUCACAAGAACAAAGACAGAUCAUGAAAUCACAAACUGUCACAACAAACAGAUGUCCUCACAGACUUGUGUGGCACUGUGGGCAUGCAUGUGCAUGCGAGUGCGGUGCAUUGCUGUGUGCGGAGGAACAUUCGCGCGGCGCCACUGAAGCCCGUAGUGCAUUGAGCCUCGGAGACAAUCGGAUUGUCUCGCCCCGGCCAAGCAAUCCGAAAUGUUUGCAGGCUAUUUUGGCAAGGAGAGACAUCCAACUCGUUCCGAUUCCGAGGGGGGGACACAUGUACUUUGGUUGGUCCCUGGGUUUCCGGACUCAGAUCUAUCACAGCACGCCUGCGCUGAUUUCUUCUCCUGCAGCUUGAUGGUUUGUGGAGAACUGUUCCCGGGUUCGUCUGUGAGAGUGGAGACAUACUUUCAGCGGCUUCCUUCGAGCGCUUGCUGCUGACGCUGGCCCAAGUCGACUGUCGACUGCAGACCCUCUGUGCCGCUGCGUCAUCGCUUGCUGACUUGGCCAUGCUUUCCACCUGCAGGAGAGCUCUUGGACAGAGGGCGUCGCUGCGCCGGUGGGCUGCGCAGGUGCCUGCAGUGACCUUCAACGAGGUGAAGUUUGUGAAGGAGGAUGUGGAGAAGGUCAUGAUGGAGUUGCCUGACUACAACUUCUACGAGUUCAAGGAGUCGACGCCCAACCCCUAUCAAGGCUCCACGCUGGACCGGAGCAUUUUGUUGGACCCUGUGGAGCCCGCCCUGGUCCCGCCCAAGUUCGAGUUCUCGAAGCUGGAGAACGGCAUCAAGAUCGCCUCUGUGGACAAGCAGGGCCUCACCGCACGCUUGGGACUCUACGUUCACGCGGGUUCGCGCUUUGAGACCCCUGGCAACCUGGGGGUGGCGCACAUGGCGGCGUUGAUGGGCUACCGCUCCACCGCGCACCUGAGCCACCUCAGGACGGUAAAGACCCUGGAGCAGAUGGGCGCGGACCAGGCUUCCGUUUGCAAGGCUGGCCGUGAGGAAAUCCUCUACCAGGUGGAGGUGCAGCGGGAGUUCGUGCCCUAUGUGGUGCCUUUGAUGGUGGGCAAUGUGCUCUUCCCGCGCCUGUUGCCGUGGGAAGUGAAGUCGGCACACGGGGAUGUGAAGACGGACAAGGAGGCUCUCACCGGCAACCCAGACAGCAUGGUCAGCGACCUUUUACAUAAGGCUGCCUACUGCAACAACACCCUGGGCCUCAGUCCAUUGGCCAGCACGAGGUCGAUGAGCUACUUCACCCCGGAGACCAUCCGCUCCUACCUCCUGGACAACUUUGCGCCUGAGCGCAUGGUCUUUGUGGGCGUGAAUGUCGCCCAUUCGGAGCUCACCAAGUGGGUGAUGCGCUCCUUCGCGGACUACAACGCCAUCCCCAUGAAGAAGCGCGAGGACGUGAAGGCAACCUACACCGGGGGGGAUGUGCGCAUGGAGGGUGCCUCUCCGUACUGCCAUCUCGCCCUGGGGCUGGAGUCCUCGGGCUUUGGCCAGGCGGAGCUGGCCCCCACGGCGCUGAUCCAGGAGAUCUUGGGGGGCGGCUCCGCCCUCUACAGCGGCGUCGGCUCCGGGGUGACCAGCCGCCUCUCCACACAGAUUGUGAAGCAGAGCCCCUACGUGGAGUCCUGCACUGCGUUCAACACCUCGUACUCGGACUCCGGCCUCUUCGGCGUCUAUGGCGUGUGCCAAGCAGAGAAGGCGGGGGACAUGGCGAAGGCCAUGGCGGGCGCCUUGAAGGGCUUGCCCACAGUGAGCAAGGAGGAGCUCGCGAAGGCGAAGGCCAUGCUCAAGGGCAAGAUCUUCCGCCAGGCUGACAACGACAAGGAGCUCAUGGCGGACAUGGGCCAGCAGCUGCUGCUGACCGGCAAGUACGGCUCCGCCGCAGAGUUCGCGAAGAUCAUCGACGCCGUGACGGAGGCUGAGGUGGCCAGCUGCGCCAAGAAGAUGUUGGGCUCCAAGCUCUCGGUGGCGGCCUUCGGCGACGUCCACGCGGUCCCAAGCUACUUCACCCUCGAGGCAGCCUUGAAGUGAGAGGUCCAGGCCACAAGCGAACUGCACAAACUGCCGAACGGAGCUGCUUCGCUUCUCGGGUUGUCAGCGACUUGCGCUUUCAGAGGUUGGCG
This is a messenger RNA of Effrenium voratum, 2166 nucleotides long. NCBI's taxonomy places the organism in Eukaryota, Dinophyceae, Suessiales, Symbiodiniaceae. The record is from the annotation of a GenBank genome assembly.